Molecule: messenger RNA, 9344 nt
Organism: Alosa sapidissima (American shad)
Lineage: Eukaryota; Metazoa; Chordata; Actinopteri; Clupeiformes; Clupeidae
Gene: ubr5
Product: ubiquitin protein ligase E3 component n-recognin 5
Exons: 60
Coding region: 173-8839 (2888 amino acids)
Biological process (GO): DNA damage response; protein polyubiquitination; regulation of double-strand break repair
Cellular component (GO): nucleus
Molecular function (GO): ubiquitin binding; zinc ion binding; ubiquitin-protein transferase activity
Source: RefSeq, a predicted model, not a curated record
AACGAAGGAGCCUGUAGAGUUAAGAUGGCGGCAUGUGGGUGAGGAGGCUGUAGAGCAAAGCUCCGGUUUUCUUUCGUUAUAAGGACUUAUAUGAAACCACAAAGUUGUAGUUACCUGGAAAAUAAUAUUCCCCCCAUACUACAUACAUUUUCGUCUUAUUUGGAUUGAAAUAAUGACGUCUAUACACUUCGUGGUUCACCCGUUGCCCGGGACCGAGGACCAGCUCAAUGACAGGCUCCGGGAAGUCUCUGAGAAACUCAACAAAUACAAUUACAACAGCCACCCCCACCUCAGUCUUCUUGAGCAGGCCACAUUGAAACAAUGUGUGGUUGGACCAAACCAUGCUGGUUUUCUCCUUGAGGAUGGGCGUGUGUGUCGGAUAGGUUUUGCUGUCCAGCCAGACCGCCUGGAGCUGGGGAAGGCAGACGGCACAGAGGGUUCAAAGUUGAGCAGUGGGUCAGGGGCAGGAAGGAGCUCCAGGCCAGGCAGGACUAGUGAUCCGCCCUGGUUCCUGCCUGGUUCAGACACUUUGGGCAGACUGGCAGGCAACACCCUUGGGAGUCGCUGGAGCUCCGGGGUGAAUGGCGGCGGCAGUGGGGGCGGCGGCAGCAGUGGGGGGGGCGGAGCCGGUGGGGGCGGUGGAAGCAGUGGCGCCGGAGGAGGAGGCGGCGGUGGGGGAGGAGGAGGAGGAGGAGGCUCGUCCGGCCGCUCCUCCACGGCAGCGAGGGAUUCGCGCCGGCAGACGCGCGUCAUCCGCACCGGCCGAGACCGCGGCUCUGGCCUCCUGGGCAGCCAGCCCCAGCCUGUCAUCCCGGCCUCGGUCAUCCCUGAGGAGCUCAUCUCUCAGGCCCAGGUGGUUCUGCAGGGGAAGUCGCGCAGCGUGAUCAUCCGAGAGCUGCAGCGCACCAACCUGGACGUGAACCUGGCCGUCAACAACCUGCUGAGCCGCGAUGAUGAGGAUGGGGACGACGGGGACGACACGGCUAGCGAGUCCUACCUGCCCGGAGAAGACCUCAUGUCUCUGCUGGAUGCGGACAUCCACUCGGCUCACCCCAGCGUCAUCAUUGACGCAGACGCCAUGUUCUCUGAGGACAUCAGCUACUUUGGCUACCCCUCCUUCCGCCGAUCCUCCCUGUCACGCCUCAGCUCCUCUCGAGAGCGCGACUCGGAGCUGCUGCGGGAGCGCGAGUCGGUGCUGCGUCUACGCGAGCGCCGCUGGCUGGACGGCGCCUCCUUCGACGCCGAGCGCGGCUCCACCAGCCGCGAGGGCGAGCCCAGCCUGGACAAGAAGAGCGCGCCGCUGCAGAGCCCCGUCUCCCUCAGCGAGGAGCUCCAGUGGUGGCCAGACAAGGAUGGCACAAGGUUUGUGUGCAUUGCGGCCUUGUACUCUGAGCUAGUAGCAGUGAGCUCAAAGGGAGAGCUCUAUCAGUGGAAGUGGAGUGACCCUGAACCCUACCGAAACGCACAGAAUCCCUCAAUCCAUCACCCGCGGGUGUCCUCCUUGGGCUUGACCAACGAGAAGAUCACACUUCUGUCCGCCACCAGUAUCAGAGCUACUGUAGCUACUGAGACCAACAAGGUGGCGACGUGGGUGGAUGACUCCCUGAGCACAGUGGCCUCCAAGCUGGAGCACGGAGCGCAGAGCUUCCCAGAGCUGCAGGGCGAGCGCAUCGUCUCGCUGCACUGCUGCGCCCUCUACACCUGCGCCCAGCUGGAGAACAGCCUCUACUGGUGGGGUGUGGUGCCGUUUAGUCAGCGGAAGAAGAUGCUGGAGAAGGCUCGAGCCAAGAACAAGAAGCCAAAGUCCAGUGCUGGCAUCUCGUCCAUACCCAACAUCACCGUGGGAACCCAGGUGUGCCUGAGGAAUAACCCUCUGUACCAUGCUGGAGCGGUGGCCUUCUCUGUCAACGCCGGCAUCCCUAAGGUGGGCGUUCUGCUGGAGUCGGUGUGGAACAUGAACGAGAGCUGCAGGUUCCAACUGCGCUCGCCGGAGAGCCUCAAGAACAUGGAGAAGAGCACUAAGACCCAGGAGGCCAAUGUGCUGUUGGCAUGCUGCUCUGUGUUGUGCAGGGCGGAGAGUAAGCCUGAGCUGGUGAAGACUGAGAUGGGCCCCCCUCCCUCCCCAGCCUCCACGUGCAGCGACGCCUCCUCCAUCGCCAGUAGCGCCUCCCUGCCUUACAAGCGGCGGCGCUCUACCCCGGCCCCUAAGGAAGAGGAGAAGGUGAACGAGGAGCAGUGGCCUCUGCGCGAGGUCGUGUUUGUGGAGGACGUGAAAAACGUCCCCGUGGGAAAGGUGCUAAAAGUCGAUGGUGCGUAUGUUGCUGUGAAAUUUCCAGGGACCUCGAGCAGCGUGAGCAGCCAGAGCGCAGCUCCCACUGACUCUGACCCCUCCUCACUGCUGCAAGACUGCAGGCUCCUCAGAAUAGAUGAGCUACAGGUUGUAAAAACUGGGGGAACUCCUAAAGUUCCUGAUUGCUUUCAGCGCACACCUAAAAAACUUUGUAUCCCAGAAAAGGCUGAAAUUCUAGCCGUGAAUGUUGACUCCAAAGGAGUCCAUGCCGUGUUGAAAACAGGCAGUUGGGUUAGGUACUGUAUCUUUGACUUGGCAAGUGGGAAAGCUGAGCAGGAGAAUCAUUUUCCUACCAGCAACCUGGCUUUUCUGGGUCAGAGCGAACGCAACGUGGCCAUCUUCACCGCAGGACAGGAAUCUCCAAUUAUCCUGCGCGAUGGCAAUGGCACAAUUUACCCCAUGGCCAAAGACUGUAUGGGUGGGAUAAGAGACCCUGAUUGGCUGGAUCUGCCGCCCAUCACCAGCUUAGGCAUGGGAGUGCAUUCUCUCGUCAAUCUCCCCAGCAACUCGACCAUCAAAAAGAAAGCUGCUGUCAUAAUCAUGGCGGUGGAGAAGCAGACCCUGAUGCAGCACGUGCUGCGCUGCGACUACGAGGCGUGCCGUCAGUACCUGGCGGGCCUGGAGCAGGCGGUGCUGCUGGAGCAGAACCCGCACGCGCUCGACGCCCUGCUGGGCCACCGCUGCGACGGCAACCGCAACGUGCUGCACGCCUGCGUCUCCGUCUGCUUCCCCGUCAGCAACAAGGAGACCAAGGAGGAGGAAGGUACGGCCCGCCGAGCCGCCGCUUCGAGAGCCGAGGCUGGCCAGGCCAGCUGGGCAGUCCUACAAGCACCCGAAGCCGAGCGCUCGGAGAGGAACACGUUUGCGGAGCGGCUGUCGGCGGUGGAGGCCAUUGCUAACGCCAUCUCGGUGGUGUCCAGCAACAGCUCGGGCAACAGGACCGGCUCCUCCAGCAGCAGAGGCCUGCGACUUAGAGAGAUGAUGAGACGCUCCCUCAGAGCAGCAGGCCUUGGACGCCAUGAGUCUGGCCCCUCCUCCAGUGACCACCAGGAUCCCGUGUCCCCUCCCAUCGCACCCCCCAGCUGGGUGCCGGACCCCCCUCCCAUGGAUCCAGAUGGUGACAUUGAUUUCAUCUUGGCCCCUGCAGUGGGCUCCCUCACCACUGCUUCCACCGGCACCAGCCAGGGCCCCAGCACCUCCACCAUCCCCGGGCCGUCGUCUGAGCCCUCAGUGGUGGAGUCCAAAGACCGCAAGGCCAACGCUCACCUCAUCCUCAAGCUCAUGUGUGACAGCGUGGUGCUGCGGCCUCACUUGCGCCAGCUCCUCUCUGCCAAGGAUGCACGUGGAAUGACUCCGUUCAUGCUGGCAGUGAGCGGGAGAGCCUACCCAGCAGCCAUCACGGUCCUGGAAGCGGCGCAGAAAAUCGCUAAGGGGGAGUCUGGCAGUGGCGAGAAGGAGGACGCCGACUCGCUGUUCAUGGAGAUGAUCUGCCCCUCGGGCACCAACCCGGAUGACUCGCCCCUCUACGUGCUCUGCUGCAACGACACCUGCAGUUUCACCUGGACCGGUGCCGAGCACAUCAAUCAGGACAUCUUUGAGUGUCGGACCUGCGGCCUGCUGGAAUCGUUGUGCUGCUGCACCGAAUGUGCCCGAGUCUGCCACAAGGGACAUGACUGCAAGCUGAAGAGGACCUCCCCCACUGCGUACUGCGACUGCUGGGAGAAAUGCAAGUGCAAGACGCUGAUAGCUGGGCAGAAGGCUGCUCGUCUGGACCUGCUCUACAGGCUCCUCACAACCACCAACCUGGUCACUACCCCCAACAGCAGGGGGGAGCACAUCCUGCUGUUCCUGGUGCAGACAGUUGCCAGGCAGAGUGUGGAACACUGCCAGUACCGGCCGCCCCGCAUCCGAGAAGACCGCAAUCGCAAAGCUGCCAGUGCAGAGGACUCGGACAUGCCGGACCAUGACCUGGAGCCACCACGCUUCGCCCAGCUGGCCCUGGAGCGCGUCCUGCAGGACUGGAACGCCCUCAAGUCCAUGAUCAUGUUUGGCUCCCAGGAGAACAAAGACCCGCUGAGUGCGAGCAGUAGGAUCGCCCACCUCCUCCCGGAGGAGCAGGUGUACCUGAACCAGCAGAGCGGCACCAUCCGGCUGGACUGCUUCACCCACUGCCUCAUCGUCAAGUGUGCCCCGGACAUCACGUUCAUCGACACGCUCCUGGGCACGCUGGUGAAGGAGCUGCAGAAUAAGUACACCCCUGGAAGGAGGGAGGAGGCGGUGACCGUCACCAGACGCUUCCUGCGGUCAGUGGCCCGUGUGUUUGUCAUCCUCAGCGUGGAGAUGGCCUCGUCAAAGAAGAAAAAUAACUUCAUCCCGCAGCCCAUAGGGAAGUGCCGGCGUGUGUUCCAGGCUCUGCUGCCGUACGCGGUGGAGGAGCUGUGCAACGUGGCCGAGUCGCUCAUCGUGCCCGUGCGCAUGGGCAUCGCCCGGCCCACCGCCCCCUUCACGCUGGCCAGCACCAGCAUCGACGCCGUGCAGGGCAGCGAAGAGCUCUUCUCCGUGGAGCCGCUGCCGCCCAGGCCCUCCCCUGACCAGUCCAGCAACUCCAGUCAGGCUGCCUCGUCCUACAUCAUCCGGACCCCACAACCCCACCGUAGCAGCCAAUCCCAGCCCGUCCGCGGGCGCGACGAGGAGCAGGACGACAUUGUGUCCGCUGACGUAGAGGAGGUGGAGGUAGUGGAGGGUGUUGCUGGAGAGGAGGAUCACCAUGACGACCAGGAGGAGCAGGGGGAGGAGAACGCAGAGGCUGAGGGUCAGCACGACGAGCACGAUGAGGACGGAAGUGACAUGGAGUUGGAUCUCCUUGCUGCCGCGGAGACAGAGAGUGACAGCGAGAGUAACCACAGCAACCAGGACAAUGCUAGUGGACGGAGAAGUGUUGUCACGGCAGCAACUGCCGGAUCUGAAGCAGGCAGUAGGGUGUCCCUGGCAUUUCCCAUCUUUGGUGCCAGCAGUGUCCCUGCCUUCUUUUCAGAGGACGACUCGCAGUCCAACGACUCGAGCGACUCGGACAGCAGCAGCAGCCAGAGCGACGACGUGGACCAGGAGACGUUCCUGGUGGACGAGCCGCUGGAGAGGACCACGGGCACGGCGCACGCCAACAGCGCCGCCCAGGCGCCACGCUCCAUGCAGUGGGCCGUCCGCACCACGCCCAGCCAGCGGGCAGCAGGGGGCGCCCCGUCCAGCACCUCCACUCCUGCAGCGAGCUCCACGGGCCUGAUCUACAUUGACCCGUCCAACCUGCGUCGCAGCAGUGCCAUCAGCAACAGUGCUGCGGUGGCCGCCGCCGCUCUGGAGGCCAGCAACUCCAGCAGCUACCUGACGUCCGCCAGCAGCCUGGCCCGCGCCUACAGCAUUGUCAUCCGCCAGAUCUCCGACCUCAUGGGCCUCAUCCCCAAGUACAACCACCUGGUCUACUCUCAGUAUCCUGCGGCCGUCAAGCUCACCUACCAGGACGCGGUCAACCUGCAGAACUAUGUGGAAGACAAGCUGAUCCCCACCUGGAACUGGAUGGUGUCCAUCAUGGACUCCACGGAGGCCCAGCUGCGCUACGGCUCAGCGCUGUCCUCCGCUGGGGACCCGGGUCACCCCAGCCACCCGCUGCACGCCUCUCAGCACGCCGGCCGCCGAGAGCGCAUGACCGCCCGCGAGGAGCCCAGCCUGCGCACGCUGGAGGGCCGCAGGCGCGCCGCCACACUGCUGACCGCUCGGCAGGGGAUGAUGUCGGCCCGCGGAGACUUCCUGAACUACGCGCUGUCGCUGAUGCGCUCGCACAACGACGAGCACUCGGACGUGCUGCCCGUGCUGGACGUGUGCUCACUCAAACACGUGGCCUACGUCUUCCAGGCCCUCAUCUACUGGAUCAAGGCCAUGAAUCAGCAGACCACGCUGGACACGCCACAGAUGGACCGCAAAAGGAAUCGAGAAAUUCUGGAGCUUGGUUUGGACAAUGAGGACUCGGAACACGAGAACGAUGAGGACACCAAUCAGAGUUCCACGCUGCAAGACAAGGAUGACGAGCCGGUUCCCGCAGAGACGGGACAGAACCACCCCUUCUUCCGCCGCUCGGACUCCAUGACCUUCCUGGGCUGCAUCCCGCCCAAUCCCUUUGAAGUGCCCUUGGCUGAAGCCAUCCCAUUGGCUGAUCAGCCCCACCUCUUACAGCCCAAUGCGAGGAAGGAGGACCUGUUUGGUCGACCAAGCCAGGGGCUGUACUCCUCCUCUUACAUGGCCAGCAAAGGUCUUGCUGACAUGUCGGUGGAUAGGAACUGCCUAGAGGUAAGCAAAGGAAUUCUACCCACUAAGAUGUCGUACUCGGCCAACAUGAAGAACGUGAUGAGCAUGGAGUCACGGCCCAGGGGUAGCGAGGACCAGGCCGCAGCGGAGCAGGAGAUGGACACCUCCAAGCCCGGCCCCUCUCCCCACGACCUGGCUGCCCAGCUCAAGAGCAGCCUGCUGGCUGAGAUCGGCCUGACCGAGAGUGACGGACCUCCCUUGCCCUCCUUCAGACCCCACUGUAGUUUUAUGGGAAUGGUGAUCUCUCAUGACAUGCUGCUGGGCCGCUGGCGGCUCUCUCUGGAGCUGUUUGGAAGAGUCUUCAUGGAGGAUGUGGGCGCUGAGCCAGGAUCGAUCCUGACAGAGCUGGGUGGCUUUGAGGUGAAGGAGUCUAAGUUCCGGCGGGAGAUGGAGAAGCUGCGUAACCUGCAGUCGCGGGACCUGGCGCUGGAGGUGGACCGCGACCGCGACCAGCUCAUCCAGCAGACCAUGCGGCAGCUCAACACACACUUCGGCCGCCGCUGCACCACCACGCCCAUGGCCGUGCACCGCGUCAAGGUCACCUUCAAGGACGAGCCGGGCGAGGGCAGCGGAGUGGCGCGCAGCUUCUACACGGCCAUCGCCCAGGCCUUCCUGUCCAACGAGAAGCUGCCCAACCUGGACUGCGUGCAGAGUGUCAGCAAGGGCAUGCAGGCUAGCAUUGCUGCAUUCGCUGACUUGGGCGUGAACAUAGGAGAACAAGAUUUGAAAGAUCUCAUGCAACGACUGAGGAACAGGGACCGGGAGAGGGAACGCAGGAGCGGGGGGCUGCGAGCUGGCUCCCGGCGGGACCGCGACCGGGACUCGAGAAGGCAGUUGUCCAUCGACACCCGGCCCUUCAGGCCUGCCUCUGAAGGAAACCCCAGCGACGAACCGGACCCACUUCCGGCACACAGACAGGCGCUGGGAGAACGGCUGUACCCCCGGGUACACGCCAUGCAACCGGCGUUUGCGAGUAAAAUCACAGGGAUGCUGCUGGAGCUGUCCCCCGCUCAGCUGCUGCUGCUCCUGGCCAGUGAGGACUCCCUGAGGGCCCGUGUGGAGGAGGCCAUGGAGCUCCUUAUCGCACAUGGAAGGGAAAACGGUGCCGACAGCAUAUUGGACCUCGGUGUCCUGGACACCCCUGAGAAAGCACAGCAGGAGAACAGGAAGAGGCACGGCUCUACCCGCAGCGUGGUGGACAUGGAGCUGGACGACCCCGAUGAUGGGGACGAUAACGCCCCUUUGUUCUACCAACCGGGCAAACGGGGCUUCUACUCCCCACGACCGGGCAAGAACACGGAGGCCAGACUCAACUGCUUCCGCAACAUUGGCAGAAUACUAGGGCUUUGUCUGCUGCAGAAUGAACUGUGCCCUAUCACUUUGAACAGACACGUCAUCAAAGUGCUGCUCGGGAGAAAGGUGAACUGGCAUGACUUUGCCUUCUUCGACCCAGUGAUGUAUGAGAGCUUGCGGCAGCUAAUCCUCCACUCCCAGGCUGGGGAGGCCGAGGCCGUGUUCUCAGCCAUGGACCUGGCCUUCGCCAUCGACCUCUGUAAAGAGGAGGGCGCUGGACAGGUGGAGCUCUUGUCUGGUGGGGUGAACAUGCCAGUGACCCCUUUGAAUGUUUAUGAGUAUGUUAGGAAGUAUGCAGAGCACAGAAUGUUGGUGGUUGCUGAACAGCCUCUGCAUGCAAUGAGAAAGGGUCUCCUAGAUGUGCUUCCCAAGAAUGCCCUGGAGGACCUCACAGCAGAGGACUUCCGGCUUCUGGUCAAUGGGUGUGGAGAGGUCAAUGUGCAGAUGCUUAUCAGCUUCACCUCAUUCAACGAUGAAUCGGGGGAAAAUGCUGAGAAACUUCUACAGUUCAAGCGCUGGUUUUGGUCCAUUGUUGAGAAGAUGAGUAUGACAGAAAGGCAGGAUCUGGUGUACUUCUGGACAUCCAGUCCAUCUCUGCCGGCUAGCGAGGAGGGCUUCCAGCCGAUGCCUUCCAUCACCAUCCGGCCUCCAGAUGACCAGCACCUGCCCACCGCCAACACCUGCAUCUCCCGCCUCUAUGUGCCACUCUACUCCUCCAAACAGAUUCUCAAACAGAAACUCUUAUUAGCCAUCAAGACCAAGAACUUCGGUUUUGUGUAGAGGUUGACGAAAAAACAUGUUUACUGUUGUGUAAUAUUACUAGUUCCAUUUUUGUAGAUUUAUUUUUUGUCUAUACAAUUUUAUGGAAUUUAAAGAAAUGCUGUCGCAUCCCUGGCGGUAAUUUUGAUCUGUUGUGAAAGCAGACGGCUUGUUCUUAUUUUAUUUUCUGUUUUAUUUUAUUUUUUAUUUUUUUUCUGAAAUAAAUAUACAUUCCUGCAUUGGCUUUGUGAAGUUGAGCCCGCAGCUCUCAGUUCCAUUGGCUUGAACUGUAAUGUCCCAGGAAUCAUCUGUUCGACAUGAAACUGUCUGCCGAGCCCCAGCCAAAGAUGACAGCAGAAAAUAUUUAACAAAAAAAAAUUUACACUGUGAUUAUGAAUUUUUUCUUCCCCUUCUGCCCAUGACAGAAAACUUACUAUCACUGAGAGAUCACAGCUGCCUUUGUGGAAAGUCAUUUUUUCUUGUAUAGGGGGAGUAGGGAAUUUCAGAAUAAACUUGGAUGCAACUA